Hydractinia symbiolongicarpus is the source of this 1093-nucleotide messenger RNA. Its product is annotated as lens fiber membrane intrinsic protein-like. Lineage: Eukaryota; Metazoa; Cnidaria; Hydrozoa; Anthoathecata; Hydractiniidae. Gene Ontology annotation, cellular component: membrane. The coding region runs from base 476 to 952 and encodes 158 amino acids. The transcript is spliced from 3 exons. The record is from RefSeq and is a predicted model, not a curated record.
CUUCUUUUUUUCUUCCCGACGUGUCGAUAUCAAAGAAGAAGAAAAAGGCCUGUAGUCGAGGUUAGGAAAACUAAUACAUUGGGAUCAAUGUUUUAAGAUUAAACCGAGAAUGCUGCAUUUUUUGCAAAUAUUACACUUCGACCAAAAUAUGUCCAAAAUGUUCAACUGCAUGGGAGUGUUAACCCGGCUUGAAAGUUUUAUUUGAGCCUACAAAGACUUCUUGAAAUCCGCAUCAAUUCAACAUAUGGACACGUAUCAGACUUUAUAAAUCUAAUUUUUCUUGAAAUGAGGAUCAGCCCUGUAUUUUGACAAAAAAUAAAAGAAAUGAUGAAGAGAAAAGAAAUGGAACGAUGUAUAUUUACACACCCAGUAUAUACAGCACUCCUCCACACAGUCUUAUUUUAAGUUAAUAAAUAAUUGAUUUCAAAUGAGAUAUAGUGUUGGGCGAAGAAGGAAGUAAAUUUAAGGUGUCGUGAUGGUGAAAGUUGGGCAAGUUGCACUAAUAGCCAUAGCUGGAUUGUCCCUUGUUUUUAUCGCUGCAUGUGUUGGAGGAAAUGUGUGGACAAAAGUGGAGAUAAGUAUCAGAGGUUUUACAUUCAAAGCUAAUGCUGGUUUGUGGAAGACAUGCCGAAAUGAUGAAUGUGAAAAUCGAAAAAUCAUACCAAGUUGGUUCAAGUCUGUCAGAGCCUUUGCAGUUUUAAGUUGUAUGGCUAGUAUUGGUGCAAUCGUGAUGUCUUUGUUGGGAUUAUUUACUGAGAAAGUGAAAAGUAUUUUCGCUUCCGUAUUUUUCGCGGCUGCAGCUGGUUGCAUGGUCAUAGCUUUGGUGGUGUUUGUCUCGAAAGUGGAGUCCACACAGGGUGGCUCUAUCGGUUGGUCGUACAUUAUCGGUUGGAUUGGCGUAGUGACUUCCAUAUUUGGAGUUAUCCUUGGAUUUAUUGCUGCCAGUUUUUGAAAUCAUAGGAUAGUAGUUUUUUACGAAGAAUAAUUGUGUAAACGUUUUUAUUGUUUUAUUCUUCAUUAAAUUUUUCAACUUGAUUUUAGAGACAAAACUAUAAAGCUGUAAUACUUUUUAAAAACAUUUUUUAUACACAUG